ACGCAUAAAGUAAAUAGGCUCCUCCUAGUCAAGACACCGCCAUAAAGAUGUGACAAUAUUUAAGAAUAGGUCAUCCCAUGCUCUCUCUUGAGAACAGUGUCGGUGAGAUCGAUUUCAUUACUUUUCAGAGACGCUCACAUGGUUAGAGAGAUGAACUUCGAGGGGGACAGCGGCCUGUCAGGGAUUUGUGGCAAUGGGAAACUUAGACAGUGGCUGAUCGAUCAGAUUGACAGCAGCAUCUAUCCCGGACUGGUUUGGGAGAAUGAAGAGAAAAGCAUUUUCAGGAUUCCGUGGAAACAUGCGGGCAAACAGGAUUACAAUCGUGACGAGGAUGCUGCACUCUUCAAGGCCUGGGCAUUGUUCAAAGGGAAACAUAGGGAAGGAGUGGACAAACCAGACCCCCCCACAUGGAAGACCAGACUGCGAUGUGCUCUGAACAAAAGCAAUGACUUUGAUGAGCUGGUGGAGCGAAGCCAACUGGACAUAUCCGAUCCUUUCAAAGUCUACAGAAUCAUACCGGAGGGAGCUAAGAGAGGGAUCAAGAUGGCAGAGACGACGUCCCACAUGAGCUCAGUCAACAGCUACCCUAUGCACUCUCUAUACCCAUCUCUACAGAGCCAGGUGUCUGGCGGAUUCAUGAUUCCUCAGGAGAGGAAGGAGUGGAGGGAUUACAGCCACACACUGGACCCGCCUCAGCUUCACCAGCCACCCCACACUGAGCUGCAGUACAGCCAGUGCCACUACCCACAGCCACUCAGCCGUCCCUGGCACACUGGGCCACACACAGAUAACGGUUAUCAGUUUACUGGCUCCUUCUGUUCCUACUCUUCCUCAGAGUCUCACCCCACAGCAUUUAAAAUGGACCACAACAUGUCUACCCUUUCUGACUUCCGACUGCACGUAUCCCUGUUCUACCGUGAGUCUCUGGUCAAGAAGGUAACCACCUCUAGUCCUGAAGGCUGCCGGAUCACCUCUUCUUCCUCCUCAUCUUCCUCUCCGUCCUCCCUCUGCCACGAGGACAGGCUGUACAGUGGUGCAGAGACGGUGCAGUUCCCCUCCCCUUACCCCCAGUCUCAGAGGAGAGGGGCAGAGAAGCUACCCAACGUCCUGGAGAGGGGCGUGCUCCUGUGGAUGACGUUAGAUGGGCUCUAUGCCAAGCGGUUGUGCCAGAGCCGAGUGUACUGGGAAGGCCCGCUGGCACCCUACACGGACAAACCCAAUAAAUUGGAGAAAGAACAGACCUGCAAGCUGUUUGACACCCAGCAGUUCCUCACUGAGCUGCAGGGGUAUGCCCACCAUGGCCGUCCCAUGCCCAGGCACCAGGUGGUGCUGUGUUUCGGAGACGAGUACCCGGACACCCAGCGCCAGGCCAAGAUGAUCACAGCACAGGUGGAGCCCAUGUUUGCCAGGGGCAUGAUAUACUUCAGCCAGCAGAGCAGCAGUCACUGCCUGAGGGACUAUGAGCUACAGGGACACACAGAGAUCUCCCUUCCGGCUCCAGGAGUCUACCAGAGGACCCUUCAACAGAGCUCCCCUUUAGCUCCAGGAGACUACCAGAGGACCCUUCAACAGAGCUCCCCUCUAGCUCCAGGAGACUAUCAGAGGACUCUGCAACACAUGCAGGAGUAACACACAAACAGGCCCCAGGAGCCAUGGACAUGAAUGUAGAUUGACCAAUGAGCUUUACAUCGCUUCUCCUGAAUAGUGUACAGUAUACUGAGGUCUUGGACUAAAAUACCUUACUGUAAUUUUAACGUAAGACUGGACUGUGCCUCCAUCGUCAGUGUCAGCAGUUUGAGCCAAUGAUCAAUGUUAAAAAUGGGGGCGCUUAAAGAAUCUACCCUAGUUUGUACAGCCUUACAAUUAUUUUUGUAAUCAACCAUUUUUUUUGUUGUUCUAUUAAAUGCUAUGAAAAAGUGAAAACCUAUCACACGAGGUGGCGCGCAGGCCUAUCACACGAGGUGGUGUGCAGGCCUAUCACAUGAGGUGGCGCGCAGGCCUAUCACAUGAGGUGGCGCGCAGGCCUAUCACAUGAGGUGGCGCGCAGGCCUAUCACACGAGGUGGCGCGCAGGCCUAUCACACGAGGUGGCGUGCAGGCCUAUCACACGAGGUGGCGUGCAGGCCUAUCACACGAGGUGGCGUGCAGGCCUAUCACAUGAGGUGGCGUGCAGGCCUAUCACACGAGGUGGCGUGCAGGCCUAUCACACGAGGUGGCGCGCAGGCCUAUCACAUGAGGUGGCGUGCAGGCCUAUCACACGAGGUGGCGUGCAGGCCUAUCACACGAGGUGGCGUGCAGGCCUAUCACACGAGGUGGCGCGCAGGCCUAUCACAUGAGGUGGCGUGCAGGCCUAUCACAUGAGGUGGCGCGCAGGCCUAUCACAUGAGGUGGCGUGCAGGCCUAUCACAUGAGGUGGCGUGCAGGCCUAUCACAUGAGGUGGCGUGCAGGCCUAUCACAUGAGGUGGCGUGCAGGCCUAUCACAUGAGGUGGCGUGCAGGCCUAUCACAUGAGGUGGCGUGCAGGCCUAUCACAUGAGGUGGCGUGCAGGCCUAUCACAUGAGGUGGCGUGCAGGCCUAUCACAUGAGGUGGCGUGCAGGCCUAUCACAUGAGGUGGCGUGCAGGCCUAUCACACGAGGUGAUGUGUGUUACUCGUAUUCCUGUGACAUCUGUGGGUGCUGAUGGGAAAGCUCCUGACCUGUGAUAGUGGUGUGGGAGGGAGAACCCCACUACUUAGCCUCUCUCGUUCUCCUCUCUCUCAUUUUCUUUCAACGAGAGGGGGAUGCAUGUGUAUUUGUGUGCAUGUGACAUGGUGACAGUGUAUAGGAUGUGGUUUGGGGUAGAGGGUUUAGGGUGGGUGAUGGGGGACCAAUGUGAAGCAGAGAGGGACUGUCAGAAGCAGGAAGCACAAUUCACAGGUGCACAGGAAGAAGAGUAGCCCUUAUGAGAAAUUAAGACUUGAGAAGGAAGAAGAAGCCAAAUGUAUAUGAUUGAAGAAUACAAAUGGAUCAUUGAUAUAUUGAAGUGUCUCACACAGAGAGAAUUUCUGUGUAGUAUAUUUUCACCCAUUUAUCAAACAAUCUAUGAAAGUGGUUUACUCCACUUAAGGCCAGGCACUGAAUACAAAUCCCUUGACAUAUUUUGAUUAUUUCUGAACAACAAUAGGUAACUUUGAUGCAACUUAACUGAAUAACGAUUAUUGUAUUCUUCUAUUUUCUUGAUUAUCCGGCUCCAUAAUCUUCCAAUCAUAUAUUUCUAUUGUCUACUACUUCACCAUCUCACAACUGAUUGAAAAAAGGGCAACCCUGGUGUACAGUGCUUUCGGAAAGUAGUCAGACCCCUUUACUUUUCUCACAUUUUGUAACGUUACAGCCUUAUUCUAAAAUGUUUUCAAUUAUUAUUUAUUUCUGAUGAAUCUACACACAAUACAAAACAGACCCUUUGCUAUGACACUUGAAAUUGGCGAAUUGUCUACAGUCCCACAGUUGAUAGUGCAUGUCAUAGUAAAAACCAAGCCCUGAGGUCGAAGGAAUUGUCCUCAGAGCUCAGAGAGGAUUGUGUCGAGGCACAGAUCUGGGGAAGGGUACAAAAACAUUUCUGCAGCAUCGAAAGUCCCCAAGAACACAGUGGCAUCCAUUAUUCUUAAAUGGAAGAGGUUUGGAACCACCAAGACUCUUCCUAGAGCUGACUGCCCGGCCAAACUGAGCAAUCGGAGGAAAGGGCCUUGGUCAGGGAGGUGACCAAAAACCCGAUUGUCACUUUGACAGAGCUCCAGAGUUACUCUGUGGAAAUGGGAGAACCUUCCAGAAGGACAAACAUCUAUGCAGCACUCCACCAAUCAGGCCUUUAUGGUAGAGUGGCCAGAAGGAAGCCAGUCCUCAGUAAAAGGCGCAUGACAGCCCACUUGGAGUUUGCCCAAAGGCACCUAAAGGACUCUCAGACCAUGACAAACAAUAUUCUCUGAUCUUAUGAAACCAAGAUUGAACUCUUUGGCAUGAAUGCCAAGCGUCACAUCUGGAGGAAACAUGGCACCAUCCCUGCUGUGAAGCAUGGUUGUGGCAGCAUCAUGCUGUGGGGAUGUUUUUCAGCGGCAGGUACUGGGAGACUAGUCAGGAUCGAGGGAAAGACGAAUGGAGCAAAGCACAGAGAGAUCCUUGAUGAAAACCUGCUCCAUAGCGCUCAGGACCUCAGACUGGGACAAAGGUUCACCUUCCAACAGGACAACAACCCUAAGCACACAGCCAAGACAAUGCAGGAGGGGUUUCGGGACAAGUCUCUGAAUGUCCUUGAGUGGGCCAGCCAGAACCCGGAAUCUCUUUUUUUGCUUGUCAUUAUGGGGUAUUUAUUGUGUGUAGAUUGAUCAGGAGAAAAAACUAUUAUAUUAAUUUUAUACUAAGGCUACAAAAAGUGGAAAAAGUCAAGGGGUAUGAAUACUUUCCGAAUGCACUGUACAUGUACCAGUAAUAUACAACUCCAAUUCGAGAGCAAUUGUUGUUAUCAGUUGUCUAGUGGUGGAGGGGAGGAAGCUGUUAUAACAAAUUGUUUCCCCUUGGCAGCUGGAUGUGAUGGAGGACACUGGCGUAGCACACACCACAUGGGGCCCACAAGCUUUGCCCCCAAAAACACUUUGAACAUUAUAAAUUUCCACGUAAGCUCUAUGCCUGGAAAUGCCCUUGUCAGGAGCAAAGGAUCCCAAUAUUAAACUCUCCAAAAAAGUGUUUAAAAUUCCCAAAACUGUCAAUAAUGGAUAUUAACUGAAAAAUGAUCGUAUGUAGUGUCUUGCAAUAGCCCUUUCUGACUCUUAAAGAAUAUUUCUCUCAGAACUGUGAUUCCUAAACGAUGUGUCUGGAGAUUUGAUACAUUUGGACUCGUUAUUCAUUUCAUCAUUACAUGUAGUGCAACAAGACCACUCAUGGUCUGUAAAGCUCCUUACUUUUGAUAGAUUUAAACCAACAAUAUUGGAAUCACCAUGGUCACAACCUUAAACUGUCAACUCCAUCUGCCUGGUAGAAUAUGAAUUUGUAGUUCAAAUAUGUCGUGAGUGAGGCAGGCAAAAACGGGAGGAGAGAAGGACGGGAAAAAAACAGCGCUCCGAAAAAACAACACCUCACAGUGAUGGGGUGCAAGGAACUGAACUAGAUAGUGUGGGAUGAUGACAUGCAGGUGUGUGGAACAGGUGAUUAGAAUACCAGUGAUGGGGAUCUGGAGAGUGAGAUGGAAAGUGGUCUGCGUUUCCGGGAUCGAAGUGUUUGGGAAUGUGAGUUGGACGCAGACGUUACAGUGUGGAACUUCUUCCGUCCCUUUUCUCGGUCUUAGCUAGCCACUGACUACACUUAGGCUGGCUAGUUAGCAGAGCAGUAGAUAUAUUUUAGUAUUACUUAGCCUAGAUCAUUAUUUGUACAGUAUGUCAACUUUGGUGUCUAUUUCAGACCUUGUGAAGGAUUUUUGAAGGAUGAGCAUAAGAGCAUUAAAAGGGGAGAAGACUAUAAGUCUGGCCAUGUGGAGAAGUGCAGCUAUAGUGAGGGGCAACUUACCGGUUUGGAGAGGGCAAGCAUGAGGGUUAAAGUUAUCCUGUGUCAGUGAGUGUAGGCAUGAGGGAUAAAGUUUAUCCUGUGUCAGUGAGUGUAGGCAUGAGGGAUAAAGUUUAUCCUGUGUCAGGGAGUGUAGGCAUGAGGGAUACAGUUUAUCCUGUGUCAGUGAGUGUAGGCAUGAGGGAUACAGUUUAUCCUGUGUCAAUGAGUGUAGCUCUAUUAAGUUUAAGUUUGAGCAUCUUAGCAAUACAAUGUGUUCUAUGCUGCCGACAAGACAACAUUCUACAAGGAUAGAGCCACUUAUUAAAUUAUAUAAUCAUAAACCAGAUCACCAAGGAUACCAGACAGAUGAGUAUUAACUCAGUUCUGGGAUGUUGUCAUUGAUGAGAAUGAACCUAAAAACAUAUUGACAUUCAGAAUUGACUUUAUUUAGACAUCCAGUCUGUAUUGUAGUUUCAUGAUCAGAGACAAAUCAUCAAAGACACAGUAUUUAUUUAUUCCGUGUGCUACAUGCAUUCACACAGUCUUGAUUUAUAGGAUCCUUCCCACUAUACGAUUGAUAUGUCAAGUAAUAAAAUCCCAAGUUAUUAAUUAAACGUUUAUGGAAAAACUGCACUUGUCCUCGUGAAAAUGACAGUUUAUUAAAUAUUCUACAGCUGUAAUGUCAUCAAUCAAAUACAUUUGAUCUAUUUAUUUAUAUAGCACAUCCUUCCUCUUGGCAGGUCUCUAUAGAUGACCAGGGUAUUCUCUCUACCACAUACUGAUGAAUGCCUCUGUGGAGCUCAAAAGUAUAGCUAUGCAGCCAAAUGUGGCGGUUCACAAUAUCGGCCGUACGGAUGUGGAAUGCGAGUGGAGGAAGCCAGCCGUGCCCAACCAGGUGCAGUCAGUGUAGGACCUACAAUGUAUUUGGAAAGUAUUCAGACCCCUUGACCUUUUAAACAUUUUAUGUUAUGUUACAGCCUUAUUCUAAAAUUGAUUAAAUUGUUUUUUCCCCUCAUCAAUCUACACACAAUACCCCACAAUUACAAAGCAAAAGCAGGUUUUUAGAAAUCUUGCAUAUUAAAGAAAAAAAAAAAAGCAUUUACGGAAUUAUUCAGACCCUUCACUCAGUACUUUGUUGAAGCACCUUGAUGCUGCCACCACCAUAAUUCACAGCAGGGAUGGUGCCGGGUUUCCUCCAGACGUGACGCUUGGCAUUCAUGCCAACGUGUUCAAUCUUGGUUUCAUCAGACCAGAGAAUAUAGUUUGUAAUGGUCUGAGAGUCCUUUAGGUGCCUUUGGGCAAACUCCAAGCGGGCUGUCAUGUGCUUUUUCCUGAGGAGUGGGUUCCUUCUGGCCACUCUACCAUAAAGGCCUGAUCGGUGGUGUGCUGCAGAGAUGGUUGUCCUUCUAGAAGGUUAUCCCAUCUCCACACAGAAACUCUGGAGCUCUGUCAAAGUGACUAGCAGGUUCUUGGUCACCUCCCUGACCAAGGCCUUUCUCUCCUGAUUGUUAAGUUUGGGGGGAUGGCCAGCUCUAGGAAGAGUCUUGGUGGUUCCAAACCUCUUGAAUUUCAGAAUGAUUAAGGCCACUGUGUUCCUGGGGACGUUUGAUGCUGCAGAAAUGUUUUUGUACCUUUCCCCAGAUCUGUGCCUUGACACAAUCCUGUCUCUGAGCUCUAUGGACAAUUCCUUCAACCUUAUGGCGUUGCUUUUGCACUGACAUGCACUGUUAACUGUGGGACCUUAUAUAGAAAUAUGUGCCUUUCCAAACCAUUUACAGUCAAUUGAAUUUACCACAGGUGGACUCCAAGUUGUAGAAACAUCUCAAGGAUCUCAAUUUCAAGUCUCAUAGCAAAGGGUCAGAAUACAUAUGAGGUAUUGUGUUUAGAUUGAUGAGGAUUUGUAUUUAUAUCAUCACCAUCCCCAUUUUAGAAUAAGGCGGUAACGUAACAAAAUGUGGAAAAAGGAAGGGGUGUGAAUACUUUCCGAAUGCACUGUAUACCCAGCCAAAGACCACAACCCUCUGUCCAGAGAGCUCACAGAGGAGGAUCUUUAUUGGCUAAGGAACCAUCUCUGGGGCAGGUUCAGUGGAAUGGCAUAGAACAACUGACACCCACCUUGUUAUCCCUGUCUGUACCAGACAUCGUUAAAAAACAAGGGCACCUGGGGUAUGCAGGCACCAACCGCAACUCGCACACCAUGAGGAGAAUGACAGCAAUUAUGGAGCAGUGGUUAGGGCCAAGCUCGUUACUCCGUUGCUGCGGAAACGGGUCUUCAGAUCAGUCAUUAAAUGGGGUGCUGUCUGUAAAGUGGGACACAGAUAAUGAAGAGGAGGCAUUCAAAAUGGCUACAUGGAUGGAUGUGCAGGAGCCAGGGCUUUGGGUCAAGGGGUCUGAGAUCCUGGAUACCUCACUGCUGGUCUGGUGGGGACCACAGCAGUGGUGGAGGUCAAGUGUCCCUAUGCUGCAAAGGACCUUACCAUUGACGAGGCAUUGAAGUCAACGCAUUUCUGUAUCAAGGAGGGAGGGUCUUACCGCCUCUGUGAAGACCAUCCUUACUGGCACCAGGUCCAGGGGUCAACUCCACAUCACUGGAAGGGACACCUGCUUCUUUGUUUUAAGGACCACCAAAGCCUCCAUCUGUCACGCCCUGACCGUAGAUUGCUUUGUAUGUUUCUAUUUUUUGUUUCGUCAGGGUGUGAUGUGGGUGGGCAACCUAUGUUUGUAUGUCUAGGUUUUGUAUUUGUAUGUUUUGGCCGUGCAAGGUUCUCAAUCAGGGACAGCUGUCAUUCGUUGUCUCUGAUUGAGAACCAUACUUAGGUAGCCUGUUUUCCCACUGUUAGUUGUGGGUUGUUAUUUUUUGUUUGUGUUGGUUGCACCUUGCAGAACUGUUUCGGCUAUUCUUUUGUUAUUUUGUAUUCAGUGUUCAGUCAGCUAAGCUAAUAAAGAUGAACACGUACCCCGUUGCAUUUUGGUCCAAUGACUCCUCUUCUUCUGACGAAAGCCGUGACAGAACCAUCCACCACAAACGGACCAAGCAGUGGGGUAACAGGGAGCAGAGGUUGAUGGACUCAUGGACAUGGGGGGAAUAUUGGACGGCAAGGGACCCUGGAGACAGGCUGGGGAAUAUCGCCGCUCCAAAUAAGAACUGGAGGCAGCUAAAGCUGAGCGGUGGCGAUAUGAGGUAAGGCAGUGCAACAGGCACGAGAGGCAGCCCUAAAAACUUUUGGGAGGGGGCACACGGGGAGAUUGGCGGAGUCAGGCGAGAGACCUGAGCCAAUUCCCCGUGCUUACCGGAAGCAGCGUGGUACUGGUCAGACACCGUGUUAUGCGAUGAAGCGCAUGGUGUCGCCAGUGCGCGCUCAUAGCCCUGAGGGCUAUAUGCCAGCACCCCGCAAGUGCCAUGCGAGAGUGGGCAUCCAGCCAGGGUGGAUUGUGCCAGCUCAGCGCGUUUGGUCUCCGGUGCGCCGUUUCGGUCCAGGGUAUCCUGCGCCGGCUCUGCGUACUGUGUCUCCGGGGCAUUGGGAGGGUGCAGUUCGCCCUAUGCCUGCACUCCGCCCGUGCCGGGUAAAUGUGGGCAUUUAGCCUAAGGGAGAGGUGCGAGGGGUAUGCACCAGAUCUCCAGUGCUCCCCCACAGCCCGGUUCGACCUGUGCCUGCACUCUGGAGGGUCCGGGCUAAAGUGGUCAUCCAGCCUGGAGGAGUGGUGCGAAUGCUGCGCACCAGAGCUUCAGUGCUCCCCCACAGCCCGGUCCAUCCGGUGCCUCCUCCACGCACCAGGCCUCCUGUAGGUCUCUCCAGCCUGGUGGGCCCUGUGGCAACCCCAUGCACCAGGCUGUCUCUCUGUCUACUCCCUCCAGGUUCUCCCUCCAGUCCGGAGCCACCAGAGUCUCCCUCCUGUCUGGGGCUGCCAGAGCCGCCCGUCAGUCCGGAGCUACCAGAGCUGCCCGUCAGUCCAGAGCUGCAAGAGCAGCCCAUCAGUCCAGAGGCACCAGAGCCGCCCGUCAGUCCAGAGGCGCCACUCACUCCAGACUCGACCAUCAGUCCAGUGGCGUCCUUUAGUCUGGGGUCAGCAGUGAGGGUUCCCGCUCCAGAGGCAUUACUGAAGUGGGCCGAGUCAGAAGUGGGGCGGGGUCCACGUCCCUCACCAGAACCACCACCGCGGAGUAAUGCCCAGACCCUCCCCUAUAGGUUCAGGUUUUGCGGCCGGAGUCCGCACCUUUGGGGGCUACUGUCACGCCCUGACCGUAGAUUGCUUUGUAUGUUUCUAUUUUUUGUUUGGUCAGGGUGUGAUGUGGGUGGGCAUUCUAUGUUUAUAUGUCUAUGUUUUGUCAGGGACAGCUGUCUUUGGUUGUCUCUGAUUGAGAACCAUACUUAGGUAGCCUGUUUUCCCACUGUUAGUUGUGAGUUGUUAUUUUUUGUUUGUGUUGGUUGCACCUUGCAGAACUGUUUCGGGUAUUCUUUUGUUAUUUUGUAUUCAGUGUUCAGUCAGUUAAGCUAAUAAAGAUGAACACGUACCCCGCUG
Oncorhynchus keta (chum salmon) is the source of this 10032-nucleotide messenger RNA. Its product is annotated as interferon regulatory factor 4-like. Gene Ontology annotation, cellular component: nucleus. The transcript is spliced from 12 exons. The coding region runs from base 139 to 1629 and encodes 496 amino acids. Gene Ontology annotation, biological process: regulation of transcription by RNA polymerase II; immune system process. Gene Ontology annotation, molecular function: RNA polymerase II cis-regulatory region sequence-specific DNA binding; DNA-binding transcription factor activity, RNA polymerase II-specific; protein binding. NCBI's taxonomy places the organism in Eukaryota, Metazoa, Chordata, Actinopteri, Salmoniformes, Salmonidae. The record is from RefSeq and is a predicted model, not a curated record.